Molecule: messenger RNA, 18549 nt
Organism: Xyrichtys novacula (pearly razorfish)
Lineage: Eukaryota; Metazoa; Chordata; Actinopteri; Labriformes; Labridae
Source: the annotation of a GenBank genome assembly
AUGCUGCUACCUUCACACUACGCAGGUAAUGGGCGUGGCCACAGCCUGAUUGAGACUUUCAAAAUAAAAGCUCUCUUUUUUAACUUUUGUCCCUCUAUGUUGUAAAGCAGUGAAAAUCAAUCCAAGUGGAGAUUUUUUUUUUCAUAGUGUCUGUCUUGAAGGGAAAUUUAUCAUAGAAACAAGUUAAACAGCAAUUAUACUUUGGAAGUAAAUCUGUGCCAUCUGAUUCUUGAAUUUGAAUUUCUAAAGCUGAAUUUUUUUUUGCAUCAGAAUCAGACUUUGAGUUUCAAAACCAUCGAAUUUCAAGCACGCAUUUUUAUUUCUGCCACUUUUUUUUCACAAUGAUGAAAUAAAUUCAGUGUAAAAAUAAAGGUCUCAUAAAUAUUUGUUUAGUAAAAAUUCAACUUAAAAAAAUGUGUAAAAAAAUUCAACAUCAAAAAAAUUCAGUGUCAAAUGAUUCAGUGAUAAAAAAAAUUCAGUGUAAAAGAGACAGACUCAACAUCCGGGUAACCAGGAGAGGCAAUCGAUUCCUCAGUCGGUCUCUUUUAAAUGAAUUUUUAAGUUGAAUUUUCACUAAACAAAUAUUUUGAUAGACAGAUUUUUUUUUUUACUCUAAAUUUAUUCAAUCAUUGUGAAAAAAAUUAGUGUCAGAAAUAAUGCGUGCUUGAAAUUCGGUGGUUUUGAAAUUCAAAGUCUGGUUUUGAUGCAAAAAAAAUUCAGCUUUAGAAAUUCAAAUUCAAAAUCAGAUGGCACAGAUUAGCUUCCAUAUCAUACAACCUAUGUUCAGACAAAAAUUGCACAACAAUGACAAUUUUCAUCACUUGAAAACAUGCCGAAGUCUAGUCUGAAUUUCCAAAUUACAUGUAUGUCGUUUUCAAAUGCGGUCAGUGGUAUAUACCCAGAAAUGCGUCAUGUAAGACCACCAAUUUUGCCUUCCUCUGCUUUAAACUGACCUCUUUCCUGCACCAAGCUGUUGAUCACAUGUUUUGUGUUCUUUACAGGUGAGCAAUAUAAAAAGCAACAAGUAGAAGACACUGGACAUGGUAACACUGGGUCUGCAGAACAAGCACUAAAGAUAUGAAGACUUUAAGUUGAGUAAAUGGCUGAACCCAACCAUAGAAUACAUUUAUGUAAAGAUAUAUUUUUUAACCAACCACAUAUUUAAGGUAAUACUGUGAGCUGAUGUAAAGAGAUUAAUUAGUGACCUGUCUAUUAUACCACUGGUGCCAUAAAAACCACAUGACUUUGGGGAAUUAUACCUUGAUUUUUAGCCUUUUUGUAUGAGUUGUCAAGCUAAUGUACUACUUCAGUGUUAGUACAGGAUUGCAAACAUGAUUAAAUCAUGAUUUUGAUUUCUAAUGUUUUUUUGUUUUUUGAAAGCAGUGAACUAGGUUUGAAUAUUUGUUUGUCAUCUGAUCCUGGAAUCAAGUUGGACUUGAAUUUUUAGAUGAUCAAAUUGCAAUAUUUUGUAAAUGUCUAACUCAGACAAAUUUCUACCACUGUUCCAUAGAUUUCUUACUGUUGCUGUCAAGUGGCUUUUGUAUUUUUUUUUUUUCUUUACUUGUUUUUGGAACAGGCCAAUCAGAUACAUUAAUUUUAUUUGAUACAUUAUCAUUUUAAUGUACACUGCCUUAGCUGAUUGGGUGGCCUCUUGAAUGAGCUCAUUCAAGCUGUCAAUGCAGCAUGUAGCCAACAAUAAGACAUAAGAUAAGGUGCAUUUCUAGAUUAAUUCACUAGAUAAAUUAGACAAAUCCAAUAUUCAAGAAGUGAUUUAAGUCUGUAGAGGGGUUUGAUCUGCAAAUAUGUACUCUGUCUUCAUACAGUACAUUGUAAACUGUAAAUUAAGGCUUCUGUAAAUGGAUGAAUUGGUUAAAGUAAAUGGAGAGAAUUCAAAUACUUUAAAUUACUGAUAUUCAAAGGUUUGCACUGGUAAGGGCAUUGAUCAAAUAAUGUUUACCAUCAACUGCUUAUGAAUUAUGGUUUGGCCACAAGUCAUUUGCCAUUUUCUCUGUUGGCAACAACGCACUCACACAGAAAUCCCUGUGUAUCUUGCACACCAUCAUACACUCUCAUAAUGUAGUUUUUGAGUGUGCGUGGAAAUGAACUCAGUCACUCUAGAAGAAGUGACGAGCCAAUCUUAAAAUCAUAAAUGUGUGAAGUAUAUAUAGUUUGAUUUUUGAGCAAGUUCAUAGCAGUGAUUUUGCAUGGUGGUGAUGCAUAAUAAAGUGUUGACACAAAAUCUUUUUUUUCUUUUUUUUUGCCUAUGAACUCCAUUUCUUUUUCUUUUUCAUUCCAGAACAGCACACUUCAAUUGGCUGGGUUCAGCAGAGCACAUUUAUUAUCUGUCAUAAAUGCACUGUUGACUGCUCACACCCUAUUGUCUAUAAUUCAUCACAUAGACCCACCAUCUGAGGUAACACUAAAGCAACCAACCGGCACUGGAUCUCAUGCGAAUAUUAGAAGAAGAGUUUUACUCCCAGCCUGAGGCAUUAUUAUUGGCAUAUAAAUGAACUGUUUUUAAUCUUUACAAUUAUGCUUUCAUGGUAUUUAUUUUACAUAUUACCUACAAGCUAGACCUAUAAUAUCAAUUUUGGUACCCACCACAGCCCAAAUCAAGGUUUUUCUCAUUACAUUAUUUUUAAUCUGGUCUCUUAUGUGUCUGCCUCAGGAAAAUUGUGAAAGAAAGUGUCCUCCAUACUAGUGAAUUUCAAGCUUUCCCCAAGUAUUGUCUUUUAUCAGGUACGUGGCUGCACCCUGGUGUCGAAAUACAAGUAAUGCAGUUGCAGCAGCUGAACAUCAGUGUUCCCAGUCAAAGGUGCCAAUUUUGAUUUCCUUGGGGCACACCAGUUUUUAAUUUUCUCUAAUUAGCAAUGAAGUGGAUACGACCGUACAUGUCUUGCAAUAAAUCUCUUCAGUGCCGUCUCAGCAAGUCCAUUUAACUCGACAACAGUAUGAGAUUAUUGGCCUUUUAACCUGAGUGGGCUAUGCAGAAAGGAAAUGACAAUGAUGAUCAAUUCAUAUUCAGAAACAGAGCCAGCCCAAGCCUCAAUGGGGCCCUAAGCAAAAUUUUAUUUUUGGGGCCCUCUAUUUCUGCCAACAAUAUUGAUUGUUGAUCAUUCACACACCUACUACAGUAUAAAUUUAAUGCACCUGACAUGUUUAAAGAGACAUUUAAGGAGGUGGCCUAGGUAAUAACAUAAAUAACACCAAUGCAACCAUACAAAGAAUACCAAUGAAUGACUGAUGAAUGGUGUUCAGGGUGCCACAUAUGGUUUUUAAUCCCAAAAUGUAACACAUUCAGGAUGCUCGGUGCACAUUGCACAGCAGGGGGCACAAAACGGUAGCCGAGCUUUGACAUAUUGGCAGUAAAAAUCAGUGUUGUUUUUCCGUCCCCUUUUUUUCCACGACGAAGACAUGGCAUUGACGAGCUAAACAUAAGUCUUAGAUGUCUAAAAUGUGACGAGACGAAUGUGCAUUUAUGUUGACGAGAUUAGACGAAAACGUAGGUGGUGGACGCCGAACAGAGUUGUUAAAUUCAUGAGCAUUUCGUCAGUCAAAUGCUAAACAUAUGUUCUGCAGUGUUGUUUUCGUUGAUGAUGACGACAACGAAAACAACACUGGUAAGAAUCACAGGCUGACAUCACCAGCAGCACUAAAAUGUUUUUACUUUAUUUUAUUUUAUUUUUAUGAUAAUAUAUAUAUAUAUGAUCAUACAGAAAGCAUCACUCAUACAUGCAAAAAAUGAAAAAUAUUUUAUUUAUUUAUUUUUGUUGAUUGCUCUUGAGAGGCCCCCCUACUGGCUGUGGGGCCCUGAGCAGACGCUUAGUUCGCUUAUGCCUUGGGCCGGCUCUGUUCAGAAAUAUUAGUCCAUGCAAAUGUGAAGCCAAAGUGUUUUUUCAAUUUGAUAGUUUUCGUGUCUUAUAAUCUUACAAUAGAUAUGGGCGUAACAAUUUAUUUUUGGUGUGUCUUUUACUUGACAUUAUAUAGAAAAACAAAGAAAAAAAACAAGAGACUCGGUGUUUUUAAACGAUUUCCUCAUAUUUCAUGUAAAACUGAAUUAACUUGAGAUUUAUUCAGUCGUAGAUGGUGGCAAAGGGACUCGUUUCGCUCUAAAUUACAACCGAGCUCAUCCUGGGUAGAAGGAAUGAUGUUACCAAAAUCGACAAGACGAAAAGCUGUCAGAUGUUCUGAAUGAUCAACGCAUCAGAACUCGAUUGGUCAAAUUUACGACAGAUGUCAGCGACGGACCAAUCAGCUUCAAACCUGGUGGAGUAGCGUCCAAUCAACUGCCCGCUGACAACUCAUCGUCUUGCGAGAAUACAGAAUGGGCGUCUGAGGGUGGGGUGACUCAGCCGGAAAACAGCGAAUUUCAACACCUAGUAACCUGCGAAUCGGAGUUCACUGGUAAGUCACAUUUUGCUUUGCUGAACAAUUCGAGUGUGCAACUUGUUUCGUAGUGUUCACAAUGAACUCCACAUGCAAAAACCUGAGCGUAACUAACGUGUGUGUCGGCGGCUCGUACGGAGAUGUUAGUCACCCAGGGUCAGGGCAUAUGUCGGCUGUCACUAUUUUGACAUAGACGGUAGUAGGCACAAAUUAGCUUACUGUAAAAUUGGCCGUUAGGUGAACAAAGCGGGUAAGACUGCUCCUAUAUGUUAAACCUUAUUGGUAAAGAAGACUUUCCUUUUCGCUUUCGAACAGCUUGACUGUGUAUUAGCCUUUACUAACGUUCAUUUAUCCCUCCUGUUUAUGACAUUUCUUAGACGGAGCUGAGUUAGCUUCACUUACAGCCGCUAGCUGCUCCGGUGAAAUCUCAGAAAAAUGCUAAGACUCCCAUAAUGCUACCAUUAAAGCUGAUUCCAGCAGGGACUGAAGAGGGGUCAUAGUACUUUGCAUACCUUAUCUUAAGCAUUAAGCAUUAACCAAACUUGUAACCUGUCAAAUUACAGUUUGGGUUAACAGUGACCUCCUUUCAUGCAUAUAUAUGUUUUAGGUGUAAUGUCUGUUGGGUGGACCUGCCACUGCCAACACGCCACCCACCCUUUCCAUUACCCAGUCCCCCCAAAAAAGAGCUGCAUGUCCUCUUGAAAUGACUCAAUAGACAGAGCAGUGAUUCACUGUAACCUUUUUAAAGGCAUUAAACAGAGACUGCACAGCAUCAUCAUCCUCCAGCUGUGUGUAAUCCACUUGUUACCCCACCCUCAUACAACUAAAAGCAUGCUAAUGAAGAGAAAAACUAGUUAGAGCAGCUGUUAUGACUUGGCUUGCUUGAUUACAGAGUGAUGCACACCUGAUACUACCACAAAUCAAUUUACACGAAUCCAUUUCAACAAAUGCAUUAUCUAAAGAUACACUAAUCCCGGUAUUUGUAUGUGAUGAGGUUACAGUUUCUGGGAUUGCAGCUCCUGACUUGCAGCGUCAUUUAGCUGACAUGAAUAUUUUUCAGACUUUGUCCCUGCAAGUAGGUUGACUGCAUAGUCUCUACAACUGAACCAUAUCUACACACUGUAAAGGGAUAUUUCGGCGUAAAUUUAAGUUAGGGUCAAACACACCAUAACACCGAGUUAGACACUCCCUUAAGAGAUAAAUGUUGCAGACUGCUUGCUUCUCUAGUUUUACCAACUUUAUUGCAACCGCACGAUAGCAAGACACAGCAGUCUAUGGCUCCACAUACAAACCUCAACCAAAAAGCCACAAAUAAUGCUCAGAACAACACUUAACUUCAUCAACAGUACAUAUAGGGUCCCAGCCAUAGUACUAGCCACCAAACAUCUUUUUAGCUUUGCCUAAUUUCUUUAGCAAAGAGUCUAAACACAACUCACCUACUCUCUUCAAGCAGCCGCUUGUUUGUAGGAAGACCUCAGAAGAGUCCAUCACCGACUGCAGUGGGGUGACGCAGCUCAAGGAAGAACAUUUAUGAUAAUUUCUUCAUGGAAAUGCAAUCAGACCGAGUCGCUAAGGCAGAACUACCACGUCUGCAGCACAAAAUGAUUAAUAUGGUGAUUAUUACUUCAAAGAAAUGAUAAAGAAAUGAUCAUAAAUGUUCUUGCUUGUGCUGCGUCACCCCGCUGUAGUCCGUAAUGGACUGACCUGAGGUCACAAGCGGCUGCUGGAAGAGAGUAGGUGAGUUAUGUUUAGACUCUUUGCUGAAGAAAUUAGGCAAAGCUAAAAAGAUUUUUGGUGGCUAGUACUAUGGCUGGGACCCGUUAUGUCCUGUUGAUGAAAUUAGGUGCUGUUCUGAGCAUUAUUUGUGGCUAUAGAGUGGCGUUUUGGUUGAGGUUUGUUUAUGGCUCCUCAGACCGCUGUGUAUUGCUAAGGUGUGGUCGUUACUAAAGUUGGUAAGCAAGUGGUCGGCAACAUUAAUCUCUUGACGGGGUGUCUAACUCAGUAUUAUGGUGUGUUUGACCCUAAACUCACAACUCCCCGUUCAUCUGAGACACAGGUGGGUCAGGGAAAUAAAAUGACCUAACCAAAUAUUUAACUGCACCUCAGGACAACUGUUUUGGCCACUCAGGAUUUCUAUGCGAUUCCUGUAAAUCCCUUUCGUAGUUAAAAUACCUUCCCUAUGGUGGAGAAAAGCCUCGAAGAUAUGUUUUGCGUCUUGUCUGAAAGACUCGUACCUUCUUCUCUGUGGUAACUGAAACAACAUUGCUAUGCUUGGAUCAGCCAUUCCUUUGAGAAAAGCUGCUGAAGAGACACUUGGACUUUUAAAAUAACUGCAGAUAUGUCUUUGUUUUUUUUUUUGUUGGAUAUUAAAGCUUCCAUUUUGUUGAGAGUGCAAAGGAGGACCACCUCUGUACAGGUUUCUUUGUCUCUCUUAUUAUUUUUCUCUUGUUAUUACAGUAUUCCCAUUUGCUUCACUUAAGUCCUCUUAGUCUGAUCAUUACUGCUCGGCAGGACACGCAUGCUUUACUUCUGUGGUGACACUGAAAGGCCUGUCAGACUGGGAAGUGACAUCUCAUGACAGCCAGGCACAGACUUUUGGCAACCAAUCUACCAGUGGCUGCCCGUGUCACAGGGUUUGCACUGAGAGUAGAAAGAAUGCUGUAUUGUCAACAUGAUUUAUCGUUGUUAUAAAACAAUAUGUGUAACUAUAAACUUUAAAACAAUUCAAAUGAAAAGGCUUCACAUUUGUUCGCCCUAGGUUUCCAUAAAAGAUGCUUAAUUCGCUGACAUGGGUGCAAAAAGGAAAGCCGAAUGCUUCUGUGUUCCGCUCAGCAUCUGGUGUAACUAGAAAAUAGUUAAUGUACUUUUCUUGUGUGCUCUUGGUCUUCUUGACUACUUCUUUUGUGCCACACAUCACCUUUUAUUCAUUCACAAACUGCUGUCAGAGGACUCAAUGCGAACGUUUAACAGUAUUAACUAGUUCCAGCCACAAUCUGGAGUUAAUUGUCUUGGCAUGACUGCAGAGUGCAGUCUAGACAAACUUUUUAGUGGAUAAACAACCAACUCUACCUCCGAGCCACAGCUGCCCCUUUUGAACCAGUCUUUAUCAGGACACAGACCAUUGGUCUUCCUGUUGUGCAGUUAGGAUAUGAUCAAAAUGCUGCAGUUGUCACUUUCCAGUCUGAAACAGCCCAUAGCAUUGCUGUUGUAUAAAUGUGGUGCUGCAUGCUUUCGAUAAUUGGCAGAGACAUGUCCACUUACUGUGAUUAGCGCUUGGUUAUGCCAUGUGCUUAGCUCUGCAGGAAUUUUUGUAUAGACCAACAAGAACUUUUGGCCCAAUUGAGGAGGAUGUUCCUGAACAUUUUAUCCCCCAAAGAUGAAUUGAAUGCCACUGCCUUGAUUUACCUCUGGCAUUAGUAAAAGACCUAACAAGUUAGCUUAGAUGCACAUUUCAGGGAUCUGUGGCUUAUGGAUCCACUUGACUGAGAUGUCACUUCACUUUAAUAAGCUAUAAUGUGGGCAUGAGUGAUGUUAAAUUGUUGCUAAACUUCCACUUAAGUAAAACUGUUGGAAUUUGAAUUAUGUGUGGUGGCUCCCAAGAUCAUCUUUGUAAAAAUACUUCAUUAUUUUGCAUCAUCUUUGAAUAAGGGAUAGGCUCGUGGUGAAUGUGACAGGGAUUGGUAAAAUGUAUCAACAAAAAGACUGGACUAAAAAUCUUUUGAAAAAUCCACAUAUCAAAGACUCUCUGCAGCAGUUAAUGUGCUGUGGUGUGGUAGCUCAAAACUUUGGCCUGAUGGUGGCACCAGAGGGAUAGUUUUAAAUCUCACAUUUAAUGCUCACAUUCAAAAGCAUUAGUGGACACAUGCCCUCUUCAGAGUUAAUGUAAAUGCUGACUCUAGUUGGAAAUGAAGGGUAAAGCAAUUUAUCGGUCAAUAGACUGUGUUUAAGGCCUCUAAAAUAUACACUAUUGUAGUUCUAACAAAGAAGACUUACAAUAAUCAAUUCAUAUUGAAAAUCAAAGUCACUAAUGUUGGCAGUUGAUUUGAUAUCAAACCACUGAUUAACUAGUUGUUGCAGCACUACUCACUAUGACAAGUAUGUCGACACAGUGGCUAAUACAAGAGCUGAUCAUGUUUAAAAAACUCAGAUACUGUGUUGUGCUGUUGUUGCUGACCUGAAAAUCUACACUGUACCAUUGCUCUGUGUACCCAUACAAUUCUGUUAAAGAGUGGUGGCCCUUUUUUUUUUUUUACAAUGUAGUAAUGAAACUACAAAAUAAAACAUUUGGAAAACAAUCAAUACAGAAAUACCAUAUCAUUGGCUUGAGACCUUUGCUGUGCAUACUUGCAUAAAAUUCCUGCAUGGGAGCUCAUAGAGUCUAUGUUGUAUCAGCUCAUGGUAUGAUCUAGUGCUGUAGAGAGCUGUGUAGUGUGCUUGUGUCUGUUAGACAGUUUUCUGUGCUUCUUCUCAUUGAUUACUAACCAUGUUCAAGAGUGGAUCCACAGUAUAUUAUUCAUCUUGGGAUUGGAGUGAUUCAUGAGACACUUGGAUACAUUGCUAUUGUCAUGAUUUAUUUUUAUAAUUUUUGGGGGAUGCACUUGUAAAACUGUCUUGUUUUGAUUAUAUUUUGGUUUCAAGUACAUCAAGCUCAAUUUAAAUGUUGCUCAUGCAACUUUGUAAACAUUGACAAAUUUAUUGGAUUAAAAAUUCCCAAAGAUAAAAUGAAAUAUAUUGGCAGUUAUGAUUGUGAAGUGAUGGUGAAACCGUACCCCGGUGCCUAAAAAAAAAGUGUUGAAUUAACACUAAAAAAGACAUGCUCCUAGUUUAAGCAUAAUUAAAAUAUUUUCACUCAGUAUUAUUUAUGUUCAAUAAACUUGGUUAUUAUUAUCAUUCAAUUACUGAGACUGUUUUUUUUUUUUAUUAAACCUUGAAUGUUAAAGGACAUUCAACCGCCCUUUCUUAAAAUAAUAUGACUUGUUGGUGUAAAUUUAAAACUGUUGAAUGUUCAGUAUAAAAUAGUUAUACAACUGAUAAUGAUUUUACUUGCUCUUAACAUGGCAGGCACUUGUAAUUUUUUACAUCCCUUAAUAAGAUUAGGAGUUUCAAAUCACUGACAAGGGACAUCUUGUGUUUUAUGUGAACAGCAUAUUUGUAAAUUAUGAAUUGAACAGUGCCUCUUUUCCCAAAUUUUCUGGGAAAAGUGUGGAGUCUGGUUCUAAACAUUACUUAAGGAUUGCUCAUCCUGAACAGUGUUUUUGAGCACUGUCAGUAGUUAAACUUGUGUUGGUUUGCAUGUUGCUUCUGGAGUUUGUGUUUGGUUUACUCACCCCACCCCUUGAACUGUAGGCUUUGCAGCUAUUGCAAGAAGCCCCAGAACUAACUGUCAUGGCAGAUGUGAAAAAAAAAAACACUUCAAAGUGCUUAUCACAGCUUCUUCCCACCCAACACAGAAGUUGGACUCCAUAUCAAACCAAUAUCGAAUACCAGUAUCAGAUUAGUGCAUCCCCGAGUUAAGUAACAGCUAAAAUAAGUCGUGGUUGAAAAUAGUUUGAGACUGGAAUGAGACUGCUUAGUUCUGGCUAGGGCUGGGCAAUUUUGGAAAAAGUUUAUACGAUUUAUAUCAUGAUAUAAAAAAUGAAAUUUAACAGUGCUUAUUGGUGGCAUGUCUUUUGCAAUACAAUAAGCUACUGAAUCUGAGAGGUCUUUGUGUCUCUUCGACAUUUGGUCAUAAGGCGUUGCGCUACAGAAUGCGGACUGAAUGGUCGGCUGUUUUGGCUGCACAGGUGCCGUGGGCUCCUUGCUCCGCUUGAGGUUUGUAACCUUUUGCAUUGCGCGUGCUCUGCCGGGUGGCUCUGCUUCAGGUGGUGAAAAAGAUUUGAGGUAUUCUCCGACUUUGCAAGAACAUGUACUUUACAAAAUUUGCAGUGCACAUUAUUCUACUUUAUGUCCGCUCUCAAAAAACCGAAAUACCUCCACACCACCGACAUUUUCGUGCCAGUGUUGUCGAGGAUGUUAUCAUCUGUUGAGCACUCACCUGCAUUUCUGCUGGGGGUAGAAAACAUGGCAGAAUGCCGACUAUUGAAAAGCAUAUUGUCCAUGUUUUAUAUUGAUGUUGAGGGAAAUUAGUUUUCUCACUAUAUAUAUAUCGUAAUCAUUUUAUUGCCCAGCCCUAGCUCUGGCUAAGCCUUUGAGAAUAGUUGCUCAUACAAAAUAUGACAAAAAACAAAGGCGAUGGUUUUGAUUCACCUAAAAAUAGUACAGCUAUGGAAACACAUACAGUGCAUUCCCAUUUCAAACACCAUGCAUCUUUGACAGAUAACAUGGUUAGUAGUCAAAAGUGUUUUCACUGGUCUCUUUUAUCAUCCAUAUCCAUCCAUCCUGGAUCUUCCUGCUCUUUACGUUUUUGACCACGCCCAUUGCGUGCUGUGGUACGUAGAAACUCUCAUGUAUUCAUAGAAACAGUUGAAGGUGAACCUGGGUGGUGCUGCAUAUUCCUUGUUAGUUCAUUAAUUUCAUACUCUCUGUAGUUGAUGGGCAUUCCCUCUGAGUAUUUGAUGAGUGACCUCUCUGUCACAAAGAUAAUCUAUAUUUCUACAUCGAGCAUUAAUCGAUCUGACUGGUGAUGAUAACGAUGAUGCCUUUUUAGCACACAGAUGAUCAAUGUAAUUUGGUCUACUGAAAUAGCCCACCAUAAGGAACAGGCAGCCAGUCCCAUCAGUCACGUGGUACGGGGUGCAGCGACGUCAUUCGGGCAGAGAUUUGUGAAGAAUAAGCAGACAGAAGUGAAGGAGCCCCGGAGGUGCGGCACUUUCUUAGCAUUUGCACCGUUCCUGUUGUUGUUUUUUUGUUGUUUCCCGGCCAGACAGAGAACAGAGUAUCUGUUCCACAUUAUAGAGACCCAAAUGCCCGGUCCCACCCAAGCCCUUUCCCCAAAUGGAGAGAAUAACAACGACAUCGUCCAGGACAACGGAUCCAACAUCAUUCCUUACAGGAAAAAUACAGUGCGAGGAGAGCGCGCCUACAGGUAAAUCAGUGUAAAGUCGCAUUUGAUUUUCAUGUAGGGAAAUCAUCAAAGGGACAAGACACUACUGCAGACACAACCCCGCAUUCUGGCCUGGCCCUCCUUCGCGUCCUGUGUUGGUUUUGCUUUGCACCCAUCUGCUAUUUUUCCUCCCCCUGUUGUCUCUCCUGUCAUGUUAGCUCCCAGAAUGGCGUAAAUCGCUAUCAAGCUAGCACAAAUCCUUAUUCAUCUUAAUCGGGUUUAUAGUCUCCCAUCCCUCUACGAUUAUUGCUGACACGUGUUAAAUGCGAAAUGGUUAUGUGCGCAGUGGCACGGGCAGAUUUUUUGGUGGACUGGUUGUCAGAUGACAGGAAUACACCGACAGACGCCCCUGCUGCUGCUGCUGCUGCUCCUGCUGCUACCAGAAUAUUCCCAUCGUGACAUGACACUUAACGCAGCUCAAACACUUAAUAUCACAGCGUAUGUAUAUCUGGUAUCGUGUUUCCAUGUCUACGAAACUUCACCAGUUGCCGCACCAGCCCGACGAUCCCCUCCUCUCUAUGAAUCGCGGCAUCAGCCCAGCCCUGGUAUCGGCUGGCUAUCUGUACCCCCGGCUAACAAAGCAUGCUAGCAGCGAGCGCAUACAUCCGCUUUGUUGACAUGGGAUCGGCUGGCCCACUUUUCCUUCUUCCUUUCCUUCCCGGAGAAUCAGUGAACCGAGGCACAGCUCCUGCAGUGCUGUGCUGUGCUCUGAUAGCCAAACUUUACAGCUGAAGGGUUAUUAUUAUCAUCAUCCUGCAUAGACUGGUAUUUGCCAGACACGGACGAUGAUGAUGAGGCAUGAUUCAUUAGCAUUUCUGCUACAGAGAGUGGUGUGAAAAGGCAGCCCAUUGAUGGAGUUAAGCUGCAAAAUAAAGGACUGCUCUCUUGAUGGACAUAUACUGUAGAAUGGUUAUAGCUGAAAUACACACUGAUGAUACUGAUUAGGCUUUAAAUAACCAAAAACACCCUGUUUUAUGCUUGUGAGAGUAAUAUUGCAGAGAUGUACUACUAAAACAUAGUAUACAUUUCUCCACAUGAUCUCUACAUUAUUUUUUUCUAUAAGUUAGUCAAGAUACACUUUAAUGUAUGGUUGUGCGGGAAGUACUUGGACCGAGACCUUUUUAGUAUUAAGGGUCUAGGAAGUUAAUUCUAAGCUGUUACUCAUUGUUUUGUGGCUAAGCCGUGUAACUCUUUAAUCUGUGGCUUACAGAUCAAACUGUGAACUCCCCCUAUAAAUUUACGUUGGCACACCGUGUGCUCUCUGUAGAUUCCUGCAUAUAGAAAGUGUAAGCAGCGAAAGAAUUCAAGAGACAUGUGAGUGAAAUUACAGCAUCUUUCCGCAACCAACUCACCAUGAAAAUCUAACUUAAUCUGAAGUCUAAUCACUACACCACAGACACAAACAAGGUCUGCUACAACUGGGGUAUGAACACGGCACUAACAUAUUCUGUUUUUCUAAAGUAAAGAAGUUUUAGAGUGUAAUGUGUGACUUAAAAUACUGGUGACGGAAGUCGUGGAUAAGUUGUCUGGGUUAACUGAUGUACUGUUAAAGAAUCUGUUAUAAUGUACACCGAUUCAGUGAAAUUCAAUUGCCAUUUGAUUUGCAGUGUGACCAACAAGGUUUAAUGUGUCAGUUACUUGGUUCAGUUGUGCCUCUAUCAUCGAGGUUGGAGCCUUGUGCUUUGGACUCAAAAAUGACACGUGAAGACAUCACACUGGGCUGUGGGAUAUUGUGAUGGUCUAGGUCUGCAUUGGAUUCAGUGGGGUUGUGGCACAUAUUCGUGCUUCUUGCUGGGUUUGUCCGGACAUGCAGUAGAGAGGAAAUUGUGAAUCAGUUUUUCUGCAGGGCUUUCAGAGAAAUCUGAGGCUUUGUAACAAAAUUACCAAUAAAUUUGACCUGAUAUUUUGUUUUAUUUUGAAUAAACAUUGACAUACUACUUCUGUUGGUAACCUUUUGUCAUCAUUACUUAUAAGAUAUUUGAGAAGUUAUGUAAGUGUGUUUUAUGUGCAAGAUUUCAGACACACAGCAGGAACACUCUUUAUAUUUUACAAUGUUAUCAAAUCAUGUAUUUUUCAGGUAAGGGAACUAGUGUAAGGAAUGAGGAUCUGCAGAUUUUCUCUCAAGUCACUGCUUUCAAUUGUAAGAGUUGUUCCUUUUUUUGCAGUUGGGGGAUGGCGGUCAACGUAUAUUCUACCUCAAUAACCCAGGAGACUAUGAGCAGGCAUGACAUCACUGCCUGGGUUAAUGAUAUUCUCUGCCUAAACUAUACAAAAGUGGAGCAGCUCUCUUCAGGUAAGAACAGAGUUUUAAAAAAAAGUCCUUCAGUACUCUUUAUCCUGUUCUCUCAGCUUGUACGUUAUGAACCAAAGGAUGCAUGUUUCAGAUGAAAUGGCCACCUGUGAGGGUUUCGUUUAAAUUUCAGUCUAUUCUGGCAGUUUAAAACAACCUGUAGCGACAUGCUCACCUUUCCCUGGCAGAGACUUGUCUAUAAAUAAACCUGUAGCCUACCGUGUUCUUCUGCUGUGACCAAGUAAUCCAAUUUCAGUCACUACAGAAACACACACAGCCCCCUGCUUUUCUUCAGGUGUAAUCUGCUUCUUUGAUUACUUAUGUGCCCUCUGUUUGGAAGAGGGUGAGCACUUCGAGAUAAAAGUCACAUAAGCUAGAGUUGAGCUGGUGUCCUCUUUUUCCAAAGGAUUAAGGUCCUACAAGGCUUCAGGCUUAUAUAUGCGAUGUUGCUGAGAAUUUGCAGUUCAAGUCCCCUUUUUUUUUUCAGAAACAAGGUUAAUGAUCUAUUAUUACAAAGACAUUCCCACUUUUUUAUUUUUGAUAAUUAAGGCAAGCAUGAUGCAUCCCGGCCUAUAUCUGGACUCAGUCUUCAGUAUUUUCUUGGAUUAUCUUUGAAGAAAAAAAGUCCUCUUUUGUAAGAUAAUUUUUUACUUUUUUUGCAUCUUUAGGAGCUGCUUAUUGCCAGUUCAUGGAUCUGCUCUUUCCUGGUUGCAUCAGUCUUAAGAAGGUCAAAUUUCAAGCGAAGCUGGAGCAUGAGUACAUUCACAAUUUCAAGCUGUUGCAGGCAUCCUUCAAAAGGAUGAAUGUGGACAAGGUGACUUCGCUCAUCCUUACAUUUCUCUUGAACGGCAUUUAUUUUAUUCGCAGUUUGAAUGAAGUGCACUUAAUUUGUUAUUAUUCUUCCUCUCUGUUUAGAUUAUCCCUGUAGAGAAACUGGUCAAAGGUAGAUUUCAGGACAAUCUCGAUUUCAUCCAGUGGUUUAAGAAGUUCUUCGAUGCCAAUUAUGAUGGUAAAGACUAUGACCCAGUUGCAGCAAGACAGGGACAGGAUGCUAUCCCCCCACCUGAUCCUGGAGAGCAGAUCUUCAACCUGCCAAAGAAGUCCCACCAUGCAGCCAGUUCUCCGACGGCAGGUAAUCUUCAAACACUGCUGAAAAGAAGCUUUUCUUUUGCUGUUCAAACAGAUAUGUUUGCAGGCAUUACCUUUUUAAAUGCUAACAUUGUUGAUCACUAAUCCCUAAGUAAAGUAAAACAGAAAACACUUUUGUCUGCUGCAGGAGCAUCAAGGUCAAGCUCAACAACUCCCAAAUCCUCAACGCCAACAUCCAGACCCUCUUCAGCCAAAAAGAUCCCUGCAGCAGCAGCAGCAGCAGCAGCAGCAGCAGCAGCAACUCCUGCCAAAGGAGAGAAAGAACUGGAAGCACAGGUCACACAUCUUACAGACCAGGUGGGUUCAUGAAAAUCUAUGUUUGUUUUUGUUGUGUGUAAAACUUUAAUUCUGGUUAUUUUAAGAUAUUAAUGUUCUUUCAAAAUUAAACGAUCAGAAUAUCAAACUAUCACGGUUUGGCUAAAACUUAGUAUAACUCAUCGAUUAAUCUACUUAUUAUUUAAAACUUUAAAACUAACUGAUUCAUUCUCAUAAAAUGGAGUCCCCAAGCCCAAGUAGAUAUCAGCCAAUGAGCUUUUUUCUCCCAAACCAACUUCACAAAUAAAUGCUUUCAUUGUGUCAUUAUAGUCAUAUAAAAAGGUUAAAUGUUAAAUAUGAGAGGAGGAAUCCAGGACUUCUUUUUGAUUACAAUUUUUAUUGUUUUUGCCUAGGCAAGAUCAAAACGUUUGUUCAUAAUCUUUUUAUAUAUUCUUAUAGCCUAAUUUAUUUCACGUAUCAGAAAUCAGGGCUGAUACAAACUCAUUUAAGUGCACAGUUAUAGUUGGCAUUGCAUAUCACAGUUUUUUGGUUUCCACUUUCCAUGUAUUUUUUAAAAAAUACUUAAUUUUUGUGUUAUUGGAAAUACAAAAAGUACAGAAAUUAUACAUGAAAGAGAGAUGACCUGACAUGUUAGGCUGUGUUGACAAAUGACUGAUUAUGACAAAUGAUUAUUUGAACAAUGAUUAGAAAAGACUGAGUUGCAAUCGAUAAAAGAAUCAGUUAGCCAGAUUCCUGUGGACUUAAAUGUGGUUGGCCUUUAAUACAGUUUGCUUUAUCAUUUAAAGUUGCUAUGUGUUUAAUAAAUAUACGUUUACAUCUGAAAGGUGUUGCUUGUUGUGAUGUGACCUCCAGAAAAUUAUCAGCUGAACAUGCAGCUUGUCUCAGAUUUAAGCGUUUUGUUGUCCAGCCUGUCACUUCAGCUUCUCGUUCCUCCUCACAGUGUUGUUUCCUGACACGGCCGCUGCACAAAGUGACUCACUGGCGAACAAAUUCUCAUUUCAUCCUUGACUUGUUGACCCAUUUUACUUGGAGCCUUUUCCCACCAGCCAAAGUCAUGAAUAGUAUCUGAUACUUAAUUUGUGUCACUUUAAGUGGACUUAUAUACUGGUGACCACUGAUAUGCAUCAUCAAUCACUUGAACUUAAAUGUGCUAGGCAAGUCAAUAAUAAAACUGUCUCUCUUAAAGUGCUUUAAGCAACGUCUUGCUGGCAAGUUUACUUUUUCAACUCAAAAAGGGGGUGUGUAAUGAUCCUGUUUGACUCGUCUCUGCAGACGCUGACUGGCAGAAAAAAACUUAUUAGUGCAGUUAAUCCUGAAUGAACCUUGUAUCUGCUGAAUGUCGCUAAAUCCAAGUCCUUUCACGGUUUCUGAUAACAUAGCUUGCGUGUGUAUGUAAUACAAAGCUCUCUGUGUGUGACACAUCUGUUUGUUGUCCAGUGUAUCUUGUGACUCCGUAUCUGUUGCCUUUUGCCUGUUACCUAAGUCCACACAGUUUUGUGUGAGUUCAUAUCAGUGCAGAAACUCAUGUUAGCGACUGUUGUUUUUGCAGGUUAACACGUUAAAGUUGGCACUGGAAGGAGUGGAGAAGGAGAGGGACUACUACUUUGGCAAGCUGCGAGAGGUGGAGCUGCUGUGCCAGGAACAGGGUGAAGAAAACGGCCCGUUUGUCGACCGGCUAAUGGAGGUCCUCUACUCCUCAGACGAACAGGUCAGUCUGUGACCUGUAUAUUGAUCUGAACAGAAUCGAGAUCAAUUUGAAGCUGUCUUUUUAUCUGCCUUAGAUUAGUUGUUUGCUGCUGUGUAUUCACCAGUAAAAAAUGUGAGUGCUAUUUUCUCUUGUGGUUAAAUCAUGUGGAAGUUAUGAUAUGCUUAAAAAGAUAAGAAGUCGGCCUUUGUGUCUACUCAAGUGUGUCUGCCUCGGAGCACACUUUGGUAGCACUCAUCUUAAGCUGUGUCUGCCUCCAUUUGUAGGAGGGAGCAGAGCUGGCUGAGGGUGACGGACAAGAAGUGGACCAGCAAGCCCCGGACGAGGCACCAGACGACCAGCAGGAGGAACAAGACGAAUACUGACUGCCAUCAUUGUCAUCAUUAUCCCUCACUACAGUUACACCCCUCUUUUUAAUAUGUGAGAACUGUUGAACGGAUUUUGAUUUUUCCUCAUGGUUCCCUUUUUGUUCUCUCUGAGACUGAGCACAUGAAGCAACCUCCUGAAUGCAAGCACCAUCACAGUUUUUAUUUUUUUCGUAUCUCUCCUCCGCUCACUGUUUGAUGUUUUUUGUGACUUUUGGUGAACUGCUGUGGCAGGUUUGUGGAGACAACCUCCAAGCUCAGACCAUCACAGAAGUUUCAGAGGACUGUGGGUGGAAAGUCAGCUCAAAAUCUCAGAAGUGAUGAAAUGCUGAAGUUUAGACAGGUAACUGUUAUCUGUCAGUGCAAGUGUUAACUCCCCAGCUUCUCCUUUUUUUUUUUUUUUUUCUUUUUCUUUGUUUUGUUUUAUAUUUUUCAUAUCAACUAUAUUAAUCACAAAAAUGCAAUAAGCAAAGCCCGGAAAGGGCUCGUAGUGGCUCUUAUUUAACCUCCUCCUUCCAUAAUUUGCACUGACAUUUGACUCUGUACUGGACAAUCUGUCCAUAGACCCUCACCAUAUUUAUUAUUAUUAAGCCUUAGAAAUAGUGCAAGAUCCUGCAUUGCAUCCUCAUGAAGGAGGACAAUACAGCUGAUGAAUUGUGAAUUAAAUGUAGUUUAAUGCCAACUUAUGACUGUUUGACAGCUAUCCACACGCAAAUUACAAGAUUUCAGAUAAUCAGUGUGUUCAACGAUGUGUUAUUCACACCAUACAAGGUGGUUUGGUUAUAGGUUACUUUUGUAAGUGAUGAACAUAGGGAAGGAAGAAUCAUUAUUGUGGUCUAGUCUUACAAUGGUGCAGCAUUUUAUGUUUUAAACCUCAGCUGGAACUUGUGGUCUGUUCAGAUUUCAGCUGUUUGUUUCUGAGUAUUUCUUUUUUUAAACCACAGGUCUUAGGGAGUCGGUUCACUGAGUAAUUUGCCAUCCUAUAUUCCAGUAAGUACAUUGUAUACCCUUUCUUAAUAUUGCAUUAACUAAUAUUGAACUGGGCAGUGCACCAUAAUGCUUUAGUCAUAUAUAAUUGUGUAAAUGAAAAGGAAUGUAAACAUGUACUGUCAAUAAUUAAUGAAUGGUAAAUGUUUUUUUCAUGUCCCACUCAUUAUGCAUUCCCCCAAAAAUGUGUUGCAUGUAUGCAUUUUAUUUGUGAAUAACUUGACCUGCUUUUUACAUAUUUAAUAAAAAACAAGUAUGUUAAGUGAGCUUUUUGUAUGGUUAACCUGCUAUUUGAAAGUUGUUGAGAUUCGGAUGGAUUUGCUGUAAUAAAAUUACAAUUUUAAGUUCA